This is a messenger RNA of Quercus lobata, 1461 nucleotides long. RefSeq names its product PLAC8 family protein. The coding region runs from base 137 to 916 and encodes 259 amino acids. NCBI's taxonomy places the organism in Eukaryota, Viridiplantae, Streptophyta, Magnoliopsida, Fagales, Fagaceae. The record is from RefSeq and is a predicted model, not a curated record. The transcript is spliced from 5 exons.
UUAAACCUUAAAAUGCAAUAGACAUUCAUGAAAACAACCUGUCUCUCUCUCUUUCUGUUGCAAAUCACAAUAAAAAAGAAACGCACUUUUUCUUAGUUCCUUUAGCUGGAGGGAAGAAAAGAAACCCUAGUUGAUAAUGGGGGAUUUGGAGAAGGAAGAGAGAGUUGUUGUUGUUGGGGUUGAGAAGAAAGAGGAAGCAGAGGAAGAGAGAGAGAGGUUUUUAGAGGGAAUGGCGGUGUUGGAUUUCGAUAUGCUUUGCUCAACGGUGGCGUUGCAGACUCAGCAAGGAAAAUGGAGGAGCUAUGAGAAUGUUUCAGAAGAAGAAGAAGGAGGAGGAGAAGGAGGUGGGGUCUUUAGGAUGUGGGAAGGUCAAGUUCUUGAUUGCUUUGAAGACCGUCGUAUCGCUCUUGAAUCAGCUUGUUGUCCAUGCUAUAGAUUUGGGAAGAACAUGAGACGAGCUGGUUUUGGUUCAUGUCUUCUUCAGGGAAUGGUUUAUUUAAUUUUCACCGUUGGUGCCCUUUUCAACUGGAUGGCCUUUAUUGUCACCAAGCAUCACUCCUUUCUAUAUUUGGCAGUUGCUUUUACCAUUUCCAUAGGAACAUAUAUGGGGUUUUUCCGUACGCAAAUAAAGAAGAAAUUUAACAUUAGGGGCAAUGAUAGUUCCUUGGAUGAUUGCAUCUACCAUCUAAUCUGCCCAUGCUGCACAUUAUGUCAGGAGUCUAGAACAUUAGAGAUGAACAAUGUAAAUGAUGGCACUUGGCAUGGUCGGGGUGAUACAAUUUGCAUAGGAGGCCUUGGUGAAGGGAGCAAGGCACUCUUCGACUUACAUCCACCACAAAAUGUGGUAUCAACCAAGUCUCCUCAGCCUUGCAGCAUGCAAAAAGGUACAAGUGGUAGUGAUCAGUCAUCAACUUAAGAAGUAGGGUAGGGCUUUCUGAAACAUUGAUCUUCUAUCCCAACAUUGGCAAUACCUAUGAAGUAGGUGUUCAUUGCCCAUAUAAUUUAUUUCCUGAGAGGAAUGUUAUGAAGGCUGCAUCCCACAAGCUAGUUUAUAUUCAGAAUUUGGUGGUAACCAGUUUUGGGAUGUAGAGGUUCGCUGCACAGAUUUAAAACUUCAGCCUUUCCCGAUCUGGAAUGCGGACAUGUUACAGAAAAUGUGAUGAGGAAGGUGUUUGUCAGUCCAAGUGCAUAUGGGAAACUUUGUAUUUAUGUAGUUUGGGGGGUUUUAGAUUGACUCCCUGUUGUUUAUGUACACUUCUUUAGUACUAAGUGGUAGAUAAUGCUUUCUCAAAAAAAAAAAAAAAAAAAGUGGUAGAUAAUGUCAUCAUUAUUGAUGAGUUUUUAUUUUUUUAUUUUUUCUAUAUUCAGUUCAUCUUACUGGGCGGGUUUAAAUUUGUAUUUUUAUUGGUAUUUUUUUUAUUCAAAUGGAGAGCAAUCAAAGGGAACUCAAUGAUUCUGAAA